UUUCAGAUGACGGUCAUUCGGUUAGAUACAUUCAUCAGCACAAGUCAAGCUUUACGCGGCAUUCACUCUCACUAGACGUGUCGGGAAGUUUUUAAAAAUUACAAACGAUCUGACAAAAAAUAAAAACAGUAUGAAGUGCUUCGUACUAGUCGCGUUUUGCGUCCAAUUGGCACUUUCCCUGCCACAAGGAUAUAACUACAAGGACCCAGGUCCAGUGGAAUUACACGUUGUCAGUGGUGGUGGUGGUGGCGGCGGCGGUGCGCCAUGCAACCAUGGACCAAAUGCUGCUGGUUUAGUGCAACAACAGUCAGUCGGAAGGAUUAUUCACCACGGAGCGGGCCAUGGUGACUCACAGGCUGUUACUCUUAACAGCCACAUUACGGUUGGAGACGGUGGCCAUUCGCACACACAGUCCUUCCAAAAUGGCGUCGGUUAUGUUGAACAGGGUAGACCUGCACCGAUUCCCCUGCAACAGGGACCACAUCUCAAACUGCCAGGACCAGCUCCAUCGUUCCUUCAAAACUCGUUCGGUUCAUCGAACUCCUUCGGCCACAGUGGACAUGGAAGUUCUUCAAUUGGUGGAUUUGGAAGAGGUCCUGUUUCUUCUGGCUUGAGUGGAGGAUAUUCUGGUGGAUUUGGUGGCGGAAAAUACUCAGGUGGUUCAGGAUUUGGUGGAUCAAGGCCUCAGUUCGUAGGCAGCCCAAUCAAUUCGAACUUUAUUGCGGGUGGAUCUGGACAUGGUGGAAGUAGUGGAAGCUUUGGAUCUGGCUCAAGCUACCAAGGUGCUGGAUCAUUCAGCAGUGGCAGUCAGUUCCAACAACAGUCAGCAGGAUUUUCUCACGGAAGCUCCGGUCAGUCCUUUGGACAGUCGGGUAGUUUUGGUGGAAAUGGUAUUCUGAAUGGUGCUCUGGGUAAUGUCAUCCGUGAAACCUUUGCCAAUGCUCCACUCGAUCCAACAAUUGAGAAGCACAUUUACGUUCAUGUCCCUCCAGAGGACCUCGAAGAGAAGGCACCUCGUCAGCAGAUCCAAACUCAAGCCGCAGCAGCCAAGAAGCACUACAAGAUCAUUUUCAUCAAGGCUCCAUCCGUCAGUCAACCCGUCAAUUACGCCCAAAUUGCAAAUGCUGGUGCCUCCGAGGAGAAGACCAUCGUUUAUGUUCUGGUCAAGAAACCCGACGAACCAUCCUACCAGGAAAUCCAACAAAUCCAACAGAGUGCCAAGCCCAGCAAGCCCGAAGUCUACUUCAUCAAGUACAAGACCAGGAACGAGCAACAGGGAGGAUUCAUUGGAGGAGGCUACAAUUCGAAUGUCGAGCAAAGCUCUGGAGGCAGUCAAUUCGCUGGUUCAGAUAUUGAUGGUGGUAUUGAUGUUAGGGGUAAUGGAGCUGGCAGUUCAAUCGAGAGCUCCCAUCAUCACCAAGAGGGAGGAUCAUUCUUGAGCAGUGGCAGCAGCAGCAGCUCGUCGAGCGUUAGCAGCGGCAGCAGCAGUUCCUUUGCAACUGGCAGUGGUGGCGUAAGCAUUGGUGAGACUGGUCCUCAGCAUGAGGUCUAUGGUGUUCCAAGUGUGCCAAGUGUCUAGAAUUUACAGAAAUAAUGUGCAUCUGUGAUGUAACCGAUAUAUGUAUAUUUUUCUAAUGAUAGAUUUAAGGAACUUUUUUCAUAUUUCACGAGCAUUUUCUUUAUAGUCAUCAUUUAUUUUGUUAUUAUGUAUGAUACCUCAUUUAAUUAUUUAUUGCGAGAAUAAACGAAAUUAUUAUUUAAAAUUAUAUUAAACA
Molecule: messenger RNA, 1775 nt
Organism: Eupeodes corollae
Lineage: Eukaryota; Metazoa; Arthropoda; Insecta; Diptera; Syrphidae
Product: hornerin-like
Exons: 1
Coding region: 131-1579 (482 amino acids)
Source: RefSeq, a predicted model, not a curated record